AUGGUUGAAUCAGUAACACUACAAGAUCAACCACCAAUGGAGAAUCCAAUACAAUUCAUAUCAAUAAUUUCAAGGAAUGAAAAACCAAUAUAUAUACAACAAUUUAAUACAGAUACAAAGAAUGUUAAUAAAUUUUUGAAAUAUAAUUUUCUAAGUCAUAUGGCAUUAGAUUUAUUUACUUCACCUACUUCAUUAAGUUUAAAAGAACAACAAGGGAAUAAUGAUAUAAUAUUAUUAUUUAUACAAGAUCAAAUUAUGGUGUAUGGAUAUGAGACAAAUAAUGGGUUAAAGAUACUAAUUGGAUUAAAUCAAAAUUAUACAAUUGAUUUGAAAAAGUUGAAGGUGUUGUUUUUAAAUAUACAUAAACUGUAUUUAAAGAUAUUAUUUAACCCAUUUAACCAAAUGAGUCAAGAGGAUGAGAUUGAAAAUAAAUCAUUUGAUGAAAAUUUAAAAAAAUUGGUAAGUGAAUUUAUAUGA
Molecule: messenger RNA, 477 nt
Organism: Insectozyma verbasci
Lineage: Eukaryota; Fungi; Ascomycota; Pichiomycetes; Serinales; Debaryomycetaceae
Source: the annotation of a GenBank genome assembly